AUUUUCUAAUAUAUAUAUAUAUAAGCUCAAUUAUUUUUUGGGAUAUAGGCUUAUGUGACCCAAGAUGAUGCACUCAUGAGUACUCUAACAGUAUGGGAAGCGGUGUACUACUCAGGCCAGCUCCACUUGCCAAGCACCAUGUUGAGCUCUCAAAAGAAGGGGAGGGCUGAGAUAACCAUUCAAGAGAUGGGUUUACAAGAUGCAAUGCACACAAGGAUUGGGGGUUGGGGGGCCAAGGGGCUCAGUGGCGGCCAAAAGAGAAGAGUGAGCAUUUGUAUUGAGAUCCUCACGAGGCCCAACCUUCUCUUUCUUGAUGAGCCCACUAGUGGGCUCGACAGUGCUGCCUCUUACCAUGUCAUGACUCGAAUUGCUCGUUUGGCCCAGCAUGAUGAUCGAACUGUAGUUGCUUCGAUACACCAGCCUAGUGCUGAGGUCUUCGGCCUCUUCAACACACUAUGCCUGCUCUCCACUGGGAGGACUCUGAUUUUUGGCCAAGCCUCCGAAGCAAAUGACUUUUUUACACUCAAUGGCUUGCCUUGUCCUUUAUUGAGAAACCCGUCGGAUAACUUCCUCCACACCAUCAACACCGAUUUUGACAAGUCCGAGGUUCUUGCUUGUUGCUAAGAAGUUGUCAACUUCCUUAAGAUAUUGAACAAGGUCCCGACGCCAAGGCAACAGAAGCUGCUAAGGCGAUUGAUAUCUUAGUCAACUCUUACAAUUCCACCAUCGCCAACCAAGUCCUUGCUCUUGUAGCUGACAUCUCCAAGUGGGUAAGAUACACCUCUCUCUUCCUCUUUUUCUCUCUCUAGAAUUUUUUGGAUCCGGUUCAGACCCAAAUCCUAAAAGUAUACAUCGGAUCGCAAAUAUUCAAAUCUAGAUCCAAAUCCAAAGUCUAUUAUAAAGUUGAAAUAUAAUUAUAUUACGA
Messenger RNA from Amborella trichopoda, 925 nucleotides. The record is from RefSeq and is a predicted model, not a curated record. NCBI's taxonomy places the organism in Eukaryota, Viridiplantae, Streptophyta, Magnoliopsida, Amborellales, Amborellaceae.